AUGGCUAGAAGACCAGCUAGAUGUUACAGAUACUGCAAGAACAAGCCGUUCCCAAAGUCCAGAUACAACCGUGGUGUCCCAGAUCCUAAGAUCAGAAUUUAUGACUUGGGUAGAAAGAAGGCUGCUGUCGAUGACUUCCCAUUGUGUGUUCACUUGGUUUCCAACGAGAUUGAGCAACUGUCUUCCGAGGCUUUGGAAGCCGCUCGUAUCUGUGCUAACAAGUACAUUACCACACAAUCUGGUAGAGAUUCAUUCCACUUGAGAAUCAGAGUCCACCCAUACCAUGUCUUACGUAUCAACAAGAUGUUGUCUUGUGCCGGUGCCGAUAGAUUGCAACAAGGUAUGAGAGGUGCUUGGGGUAAGCCACACGGUUUGGCCGCUCGUGUCACCAUUGGUCAAAUUCUGAUGUCUAUCAGAACCAAGGACUCUAACAAGGCCGUCGUUAUUGAGGGUCUCAGAAGAUCCCGUUACAAGUUCCCAGGUCAACAAAAGAUCAUUAUCUCCAAGAAGUGGGGUUUCACUCCACUGGACCGUGAGGACUACAUUGUCAAGAGAGCUAGUGGUGAGAUCAGAGACGAUGGUGCUUACGUCAAGUUCCUGACCAAGAAGGGUCCUUUGCAAGAGAACUUGGAGCAAUUCCCAGACUACAACUACGCCGAGGCUAAUUAG
Messenger RNA from Komagataella phaffii GS115, 669 nucleotides. Its product is annotated as 60S ribosomal protein L10. The coding region runs from base 1 to 669 and encodes 222 amino acids. NCBI's taxonomy places the organism in Eukaryota, Fungi, Ascomycota, Pichiomycetes, Pichiales, Pichiaceae. Gene Ontology annotation, biological process: ribosomal large subunit assembly; translation. The transcript has a single exon. Gene Ontology annotation, cellular component: cytosolic large ribosomal subunit; ribosome. The record is from RefSeq and is a predicted model, not a curated record. Gene Ontology annotation, molecular function: structural constituent of ribosome.